Messenger RNA from Oldenlandia corymbosa var. corymbosa, 501 nucleotides. The record is from the annotation of a GenBank genome assembly. NCBI's taxonomy places the organism in Eukaryota, Viridiplantae, Streptophyta, Magnoliopsida, Gentianales, Rubiaceae.
AUGAAAUCUGCAUUCUUCUUACUUUUUCUCGUGGCCCUCUUCGUUUGCAACUCUCCAUUUUCUUAUGCAGCAGAAGCACCUAACCCGGUGCUUGAUGCUAAAGGGAAAAUGGUCCGAUCCGGUGCACGGUAUUACAUAUGCCCCGUAUUCCCAAGUACCGGCGGCCUCACACUAGAGAGCCUAGACAACAAGCCGUGCCCUCUUGACAUUGUACAAGAGGAUCAGGUCCCAGGACUUCCAGUGUCAUUUUAUCCUAUUAAUCUUAAAAAGGGCGUUGUUCGUGUUUCCACGGAUCUCAACGUUGAAUUUCCAACUGCUUGGCCAAAUACAAUCAGAAACUGGUUUAAGAUUGAGCCAUACGGCCCCGGGUUGUACAAGUUUCUUUACUGUCCCACAUUUAGCAAAGUGGCUUGCAAAUAUGUUGGGAUUGUCGUCCAAAAUGGGAAGAGACGUCUGGCUCUGAGCGAUGUGCCUAUGAAGUUUGUGUUGAAGCAAGCUUAG